Molecule: messenger RNA, 306 nt
Organism: Podarcis lilfordi (Lilford's wall lizard)
Lineage: Eukaryota; Metazoa; Chordata; Lepidosauria; Squamata; Lacertidae
Source: the annotation of a GenBank genome assembly
AUGCUGCAGAUGCAGAGGAGAGAGAAUACACUGAGAUUUAGAGGCUUACCGGAGAAUGCAGAGGAAAUAAUUGAACAAAAAUUUCCUAAAGAACUAGCAGCAUGGUUAGAACUGGAGGAAUCAGAAGUAAUACCAAAAAUAGAAAAAGCCUUUAGAGUCAAGUCAAGUGUAGCCAAAGUGAACAACUGGCCGGCAGUUUCCUUUAAUUCUAUGGACUUUAGAAAUAAAGUUCUUCAAACUAGUAACAAGAUGAAACUAAAUAUUGAAGGAAACAACAUUAUUAUUCACAAAAUUAUCCCAAAUUGA